AUAAGUGUUUUGAGUUACGACCCAUUAGAGGUAUAGAUUGGUACAGAGAACAUUAUUAUGAACAGCUGGUUAAAAAUAUAUUGCUUGUGAAAACUUAUUCAUACCAGGGCAUUAUUAGAAAAAACGAUGUUUGUGCUAGUUUGGAAUUCACCUGGCUGUGAAAUACCACACUUAAAGGGAGAUUCAGGUGAAAUAUUUUUAUUCCUGUGAAAGUUUCCUGUGAACAUUCCUAUACAGGCUCGUACACCAUUUGUGGUAAUUUCGGGCAGCAGUGUAGCAUAGCGGGUAAGGAACUGGGCUUGUAACCGAAAGGUCAUUGGUUCGAUUCCUGGGGUAGGAACUGUUGUUGUUGUACCCUUGAGCAAGGUACAACAUAUCUGAACACUUCUUUCCACAUCCAGAUGACUGCUUGUGGUCUUGCUGUCUGAAGCGAACAUGUUCUUGAAAAGAUUAACGCACUGAGAAAUAGAGCACACUAGGAAAGCUCAAAGUCACUGCUUAUCAACAAAGGAUAUUAUAAAAACAGCUUGUCAGACAGUUUAAUACUGUUCAGCCUUGCUGGCAGUUGUUGGCAGUUCUUCUGUCAUCUCCUCCAUGUUCAUGUCCUAGAUUUUGUAGUGCUGCCAGGUGUCACUUCACAAUGCAGUUUUCUUGCUCCACCCAUAAGCCCCCUCCCCCGGUUUGUCGGCAAAUUAACUUCACUGAGAUGGCUGAACGUGACCGGGAAGUUUGUGGAAGUCACCAAAUAUCAAAACAAAGUCACCAAGUAAGCCUGCUUGGUUUGAGCUUUACCAUGGAAACCUGGGGUUUUGGUGUCAUCAGUGACUCACUUAGGCCUAAAUCCUUUGUGGGUCAUACACUGUCAUGACCCUGUUUGAAAAAUCCUAGCCAUGAGCUCCUGCCAAGUGUUCAUGUAGCUCAGUGUGAUGUGCUUGGUCAUCUCAUGCAAUGCUGGCAGUGUUUCUGUCAACUGAAUUAGCAUCGUUCGGGUAGAUUAUUUUUCAGUGGAGUUGAUGCGCUUCUGGAAUACUCUAAAGUGUUUUAGGAUCUUCUCAGUGUAUCCAGCUAUUGUGAUUUAAAGCUGUGUUUCUGUCUGCAUGAAAUGGGUCAACUCCGCCAUACCACCUUAAAUCCACAGAGACAAGCCAAGAAGGGUAGAGCUACCCCAUUAUUCCCAGUUUGCUAUUGGUCAGCUCUAACAAGAGAUGGCUGGCAAUUGGCUGUUACUGAGGCCUUCAGUUGAAGGGUGGGGCUAUGAGAGGGGGGCUAGAGAGAUUGAUCGAGAAGGAGAGAGAUGUGGUCACGGGUUCAAGUCCAAGGUAUGGGAAGAGCCUUUGUAUCGUAUAUUGCACUGGAGAUAAGGGUUACUCUGUGCCAUUUAAUAUUACCUGGCUUUGCACAAUCUGCUUUGCGAAGAUAGUGUGAUGUUUUGUUUCAUACAGAAAUGCAUUUUCUGUCACUUUCACUGCAUAUAUCUAAGCCACUCUCUCUCUCUCUCUCUCUCUCUCUCACUCUCUCUCACACACACACACACACACAUGCACACACAGAGGCAGACACACAGUCAAGCAGCUACCGUGUGACUCAUGGCAUUUUAAAAAGAAUCAAGCUGGCAGGGAGCAAUCUGGAGGGGGAGAGCACAGUGGAGUGUGUGUGUGUGUGAGUGAGUGAGUGAGUGAGUGUGUGUGUGUCAGAGAGAGAGAGAGAGAGAGAGAAACGAAAGCCCCUGGAUUAAGCUGAUGCGGGUUGGGAGGGAGGGGGGGAAGAGUUAGGCAUUGUGUGAGAGAGAGAAAGAGAGUGGAGAGAGGGUGAGAGAGAAAGAGAGAGUGGAGAGAGGGUGAGAGAGAGAAAGAGAGAGUGGAGAGAGGGUGAGAGAAAUGGAGGCUUACACUCUGAUAUGCUGUUCAUAGCAGCACAGAGAGAGGGAGAGAGUAAAAGAGGGAGAGAUGCAAGAGAAACAAGAUUCACAAGCCAAAUCUGCCGGCGGAGGAAAGGCACACCCCGCUCUCAAGGCCUUCAUGUGUGGCUCUCUCAGCGGGACCUGCUCCACCCUGCUCUUCCAGCCCCUGGACCUGGUCAAGACCCGGCUGCAGACCCUGCAGAACAGCAUGCACCCGGGCUCGCCGAAGGUGGGGAUGGUGACGGUGUUUCUCAGCGUCGUGCGGACGGAGAGGCUGCUGGGACUGUGGAAGGGAGUCUCGCCGUCCUUCAUGCGCUGCAUCCCCGGCGUGGGCAUCUACUUCAGCACCUUCUACUCGCUCAAGCAGCACUUCUUCCAGGAGCGCGGCCCCAGCGCGCUGGAGGCCGUCCUGCUGGGCGCCAGCGCCAGGACGGUGGCGGGGGUCUGCAUGCUGCCCGUCACCGUCAUCAAGACGCGCUUCGAGAGUGGCCGGUAUAACUACGUGACUGUGCUGGGGGCUCUGCGCAGUGUGUACAUGACGGAGGGACCCAGGGCUCUGUUCUCCGGCCUCACCGCCACGUUGCUAAGAGACGCACCCUUCUCCGGCAUCUACGUCAUGUUCUACAGCCAGGCCAAGAGGUCCCUGCCUCAGGAAGCGACCUCCUCGGCCUACGUCCCCCUGCUGAAUUUCAGCUGCGGCGUGAUGGCGGGGGUCUUGGCCUCCCUGGUCACGCAGCCUGCGGACGUUGUGAAGACGCAGGUGCAAGUGAGCCCUCACCUGUACCGGAGCACUGGGGACGCCGUGCGCUGCAUCUACAGGGAGCAGGGGCUGAAGGGCUUCUUCCGGGGGGCGGUGCCGCGGUCUCUGCGCAGGACGCUGAUGGCUGCCAUGGCCUGGACCGUGUAUGAGCAGCUAAUGGCCAGGAUGGGCUUAAAGUCGUGAAGAAGAAACGGAUGGAGAGAUGGACGGUGGGGGGGGUGUGGGUGGUGGUGGUGGUGUAUUUUAGAGAGGGUGGCCGGGGAAAGUGAGCGAGGAGGGGGAGUAUGCAUGUGUGCUGGGGUCGGCAGGGAGGAAACGGUUGAAUAUAAUAUUUUAUCAUGAAAAUUUUGAAUUUGAGGGAGGAAGGAUUUAUGUGUAUGUGGGGGUGGGCAGAGGGUUGACUGUCAAGAGAGAUGGAUAGAGAGACUGUGUGUGUGUGUGUGUGUGUGUGUGUAUUCAUGUGCGCGCAUGUGCGAGCACGCAUGCGUGUGAGUGUAAGGUAUGUAUAGCUCUUUUAACAGUCUUAAGUGUUAACCCUGACCUAAAGUGACAUUCCUGAAUGGCUGUGAAUAUUUCCCUAUCUGACAGGGAGACGUGUAGAGUGAGCUGGCAA
Molecule: messenger RNA, 3273 nt
Organism: Anguilla rostrata (American eel)
Lineage: Eukaryota; Metazoa; Chordata; Actinopteri; Anguilliformes; Anguillidae
Gene: slc25a38b
Product: solute carrier family 25 member 38b
Exons: 7
Coding region: 1947-2843 (298 amino acids)
Biological process (GO): glycine import into mitochondrion
Cellular component (GO): mitochondrion; mitochondrial inner membrane
Molecular function (GO): glycine transmembrane transporter activity
Source: RefSeq, a predicted model, not a curated record